AUGGGGACGAGAGACGAAGGCGGGGAGAAGGUGAAGAGUGUGAUGGAAACAGAUUUGGAGACGGCUUUGGACAUCGCUGGCGCUGGAAAAUACCAAAUAUUUCAUUGUUCGUUGAUGGUGGCAACACUUGGAGCGGCCAUUCUGGAGAUGAUAGGCUGUGCCUUUCUGCUGCCUUUGGCUGCUUGUGACCUUCAGUUGCCUGAUCAUUUACGCGGCAUUAUUACCAGCAUUCCUAAUAUUGGUAUAAUACUGACUGCUCCGUUUUGGGGUCCCGUGGCCGAUGCGCUGGGCAGAAAACCUGUACUUAUUGUAUCAACUAUGUUGUCUGGUAUUAUUAGCCUUCUAGCCGCGUUUAUGCCAAAUCUUCUCACAUUUUCACUCUGUAAGCUGGCUGGAUCAUUAUUCUUGUCUUGUCCGUCAUCUCUGGGCUUUGCUUUUGCUGGUGAGCUCAUGCCACGAAGAAGGAGGGACAUGGCCGUUUUGAUAUGCAAUGCAUCUCUAAUGCUUAUAGCAUCAUUAUGUCCUAUACUAGCUUGGAUAGUCUUCGCAAUAGAUUGGGAAGGCUACUCAAUCAAUAUACGACCCUGGCGCAUUCUGACUAUAACGUAUGCGCUGCCUCUCAUUCUAUCUGCAUUAUGGAUGACCCAGACGAAAGAAAGCCCCAAGUUCCUCAUGAACAGGGGCAAGGAGGAGGAAGCUCUCGAUGUUUUGGGGCAUAUCUUUGCGUUUAAUACGGGGAAAUCUGCUGAUGAGUAUAAGGUCACCUCGUUAAGAAUGUCGGAAGACAACCAAACCAGCGAUGAUGGCGAAUCAAGCAAGAGAAGAAGAAUAUCAGCCAUCGCACUCCUCAAAACUCCGCACGUGAAAUGGUUGAUGCUUCUUGGCUUUUUGAUGCUGGGUCUCUUUUCAUUAUUAAACGGAUUGUUCCUAUUCACGCCACACACAAUAAACCAAAUGAUGACAAAAUCAACAAAUGAGACGAUUUCUAUUUGCCUGUCUUUGAAUCAAGUUGAGAACAGUACGCAGGCUAUAACAUGCAUAGAUAACAUAUCCUACGACACUUUCAAAGUAACCGUGAUCACAGCGCUGUUCUAUGGUGCUAUUGUGAUGGGAGCCAGCCUCAGUCCACUGUCCAAGAAGACGUUACUGGUGGGAAUGUACUUUAUUGUUGGUGUCGCUUGCUUACUGAGCGUGGCGGUACAAAACAGGUUCGUGGCCGGGGUGUCAAUGUCCACUCUAGAGUUGACCGCCCUUGGCAUUGGACCUCUUAAUGCAUAUGCCGUUCAGAUCUUCCCGACUAGUUUGAGGGGUUCAGCGGUUGGAGCUGUAAUGAUGUUCGGUCGAGUGGGUUCGUUGCUCGGCGCUAAUGUUGCCGGUAUCUUCUUGGCCCGCGGUUGCACGUACACUUUCUUUGCUUUUGCCGCUCUCCUAUUCUUGUGUACAGCGCUUAGCUUCCUUCUGCCGAAUGACAAAGUGGCUUCGAAAACAGAGAAAACCAGCCUUUGA
Messenger RNA from Leptosia nina, 1506 nucleotides. The record is from the annotation of a GenBank genome assembly. NCBI's taxonomy places the organism in Eukaryota, Metazoa, Arthropoda, Insecta, Lepidoptera, Pieridae.